Messenger RNA from Myodes glareolus (Bank vole), 663 nucleotides. It is a transcript of the gene Cmc2, whose product is annotated as C-X9-C motif containing 2. NCBI's taxonomy places the organism in Eukaryota, Metazoa, Chordata, Mammalia, Rodentia, Cricetidae. Gene Ontology annotation, cellular component: mitochondrion. The record is from RefSeq and is a predicted model, not a curated record.
GCUCGGUCCAGGCGGGUCGGCGCAUGCGCGCGGAGAGGCGGGGCAGGGCCGUCCACUCCGUGGAGCUGCGUGCUCUAAGUCCGUGACUUUUCUCUCAGUGUUUUCCGAGGGGGCCGAGUGGCGGUCGCCCUGCAUUUAUUCGUCCUCCUAAAGAUGCAUCCUGACUUAUCGCCACAUUUGCACACCGAGGAAUGCAACAUCUUGAUUAACUUGCUUAAGGAAUGUCACAAAAACCACAGCGUUCUGAAAUUUUUUGGUCAUUGCAACGAUCUUGAUCGGGAAAUGAGAAAGUGCUUGAAGAAUGAGUAUUCAGAGAAGAGGACCAGGAGCAGGGAGCACGGUAUUGCCAUGCGAGCGAGGCUUUCCAACCCUCCAGAGGAAGCUGGAAAAUAGGUUCACCGGAUGCCUUGACUGCGAGACCUGAAGGUGGCUGGGAGCUGGAAAAAAAAUCCCUUCUUUUGGUCUCUAUGGCCCUUUGAAUGAAAGGUGACCCAUGAAGAACUGAACCGUGGAGAAACAUGAGAAUAUGGAUUCUUAGUACUCGUUGAGCAAAAGCCUUUAGUGCCGUGAGCUGUGCCUGCUUAACAGUUUCCUCUGCUGCUGCUCUGAGUCUCAGUCCAUCCAGUGCCAACUCGCCUCCUACAAUAAAGUGAUCGGACAGUG